CUUCGUGCUCGAAUUCCAACACUUCCUUAUGAAAAGCGCCUCUCCAAAGUGGACACUCUUCGUCUGGCCAUCGGAUAUAUAAAUUUCCUUCAAAAUCUAGUGAACAGUGAUGAACAUUUGGAAUCAUCCACUAAAAAUGAUGGCACUGGCAAGGAAAACGACUCACAGGAGAAACAAAAAUCGAAUUUCCCAUCACCUUUUCAGAGAUUUGCUGACACUACUGCGACUGCAAAUAAAGGAAGCACACGGAAUAGUUCUUCAACUGCAGAUUGCGUGAAUCAAAGUCGAUGUCAAACUGUGAGAAAAGUCAUUCUCCAGCAUUUAGUUCGGCUUUCCGAACCUACGAAUACCCACAAUCAAGCUACUUCCAACGCCGACCUGAUCAUUCGACCCGGGCAGAUUUGGAGGCGAGUAGCUGAGAGUCCCGCCCCGGAGAACAUAUCCAUUGAGACGGGUUUUAGCACAGAGGACUCUUUCACAAUUGGAUACAGUAUAACCUGGCAUCGAAGGAGGAAUACCUUCGAAACACCCCUUCUCUACCAAAACAGAAGGAAAAUUGUUAGCACAAAACUGUGGAUACCACAAAGAGAUUAA
Molecule: messenger RNA, 594 nt
Organism: Rodentolepis nana
Lineage: Eukaryota; Metazoa; Platyhelminthes; Cestoda; Cyclophyllidea; Hymenolepididae
Source: the annotation of a GenBank genome assembly